GUUCCCGACGUCAAGUUUGGAUGCGCAGCUGUCAAUGGCCGAACGCUGUUUGUUAUUGUAACCGGGGGGGGGGGGAGAUUUCGACAAAAACAACGAUUUACUUCCACAUUUAUAAGAAAAAAAUCUAUAUUAAUGUAAGCUUAAAGGUACAACAACUGAGAGGAAAUGUUCAAGGAGCCGUGGAGCGAGGGCCGGAGGCGGCGCGAGUAUUUGGCGCCCGGGAUGAAAGCCGCGUUGCUGGGCGGCGGCGACGGGUGUGAGAGGAGCGGGCAGCACAAGGCUGGAGCCGGCGCCGAGACCCGGGACAGGCCGGGGCCUAAACUGGGGCCUGGAGGAGACGAACGCGAGAGAUCUGGCAGCGGCAGCUCGGGAUCCUCGUAUGGGGGCAAGAGCAAGAGCCUGGUGGGCAGCGGCAGUUCUAAGGCUUUGUUCCAGCGAUCCAAUAGCCACGACAAAGUCCGAAAAAUAGUGGCACAAGAAGGACGGGCAGCUAGAAACCUGAUUGCGUGGAGUGUUCCCUUGGAAAGUAAAGAUGAUGAUGCCAAAUCCAAGACACACAUCAGUGGAAAAACACGGGAUGCAGUGAAGUCACAGCGAGCUGCUCAGAGUUCACAGAGGAUCUUAAAGCAGGCUGAAAAAUCCUUGCUGAGUACUGUUGGGGAGAAGAACACAGUUGAGAAGAGUCCAACAAAAGGUCGGCAGCCCCGAAAGAUUGAUUUGAGAGCACGCUACUGGGCAUUUCUCUUUGACAACCUCCGACGAGCAGUGGAUGAAAUUUACAUCACUUGUGAGUCAGACCAGAGUGUGGUAGAAUGUAAGGAGGUCCUGAUGAUGCUGGAUAACUAUGUGCGUGACUUCAAGGCAUUGAUAGAUUGGCUUCAGUUGCAGGAGAAGUUGGAGAAGACAGAUGCACAGAACAGACCCACGUCUCUAGCUUGGGAAGUGAGGAAAAUGUCACCAGGACGACACGUUAUGCCAAGUCCACCUGCAGACAGGAUUUGCACCACGUCGAAUGCUCGAAGAAGUUUAAAUUUCGGGGCUCCCAAUACCUUGGCAGCUCCUCCAGCCUUGGUAGUAGCUCGUCUAGCUUCAACAGGUGUCAGUUGGGCCGACAAAGUAAAAGCUAAUGGAGCAACUAUGACUGCAGCACCAAAGCACGAUCAGAAGUCUUCACAGCGGAUUAGAUUGCAUCCAAAUGACAGGAAAGAUACUGAAGGAUGGGAGACGGUGCAGCGUGGAAGAACGACCCGGUCUCGUUCUGCCGCAAUGUCUGUGAACGUCACCAAGACAUCGGGGACGAUGUAUCUCAGUCUUAAGGAUGACAGUGAUAAGGAAAAUGGACUCUCAGUUACACAGAAUGGAGAACUAGAAUUUGAACAAACGAGUCCCAGUUCUGAUAGUGUUACAGAUACACCAGAAAAGUUAAAGAAUCAGAAUGAAGAUACUUCUAUUGGCAGCUUUAAGCACACAGCAAACAUGUCGACGGAUCCAGUGCAGCCUGAUAAUGUACAAGACAAGUCCUGGCAGCAAGAGACAGACACUACUGAACGAGCAAAAGAUGUCGUCUGCCAGUCAGAGGAUAUGAAAGUGGAAGUGACACCAAUUGUUUCUGUGCAAGAACCAUCUCCAUUGGAGAGUCCCAAACUGGGGCCUGACAUGGAUCUUUCCAGUGAGCUUUCAAAUCAAUCUAUGGCCGCAGUUCUUGCCAAAGGAGAGGAGCUGGCAAACCGUUUGGAAAAGGAGAACGAAGAAGCAAUUGCUAAUGCCAUUGCCGAGGAGGAACAAUUAACAAGAGAAAUUCAAGCGGAGGAAAGUAAUGACAUAAAUCUGGAGACUGAUGCUGAAAGCGAGUUCUCAGCCAGCAUGAGCAGCGGCAGCUUAUCUCUCUGUGGUCUCUCGGCCCAAUCUCAAAAUCUGGACUGGAAUGAUGUGCUGGCAGAGUAUGAAGCACGUGAACCUUGGCGCCAGAGCACGUCGUGGGGAGAUAUUGUGGAGGAAGAGCCAGCACGACCACCAGGGCACGCCAUCCAGAUGCACGAGAAGCUCUCCUCACCAUCGCGGAAAAUGACGAUUGCAGAAUCAAAAAAGAAACACGAGGAAAAGCAGUUAAAGGCUCAACAGCUUCGUGAGAAACUAAGGGAAGAGAAAACUAUGAAACUACAGAAAUUGUUGGAGCGGGAGAAAGAAGUGCGAAAAUGGAAAGGGGAGCUGCUGGAACAGAGGAGAAAAAUGAUGGAGGAAAAGCUACUUCACGCUGAACUGAAACGAGAAUUGCAACUGCAAGCCAUUGUAAAAAAAGCUCAGGAGGAAGAAGCCAAGGUUAAUGAAAUUGCUUUCAUCAACACACUGGAAGCGCAGAACAAGCGUCACGAUGUUCUUGCCAAAGUAAAAGAGUAUGAACAGCGGCUGAAUGAAUUGCAAGAAGAAAGGCAUCGUCGGCAAGAAGAGAAGCAAGCUCGCGAUGAGGCCGUGCAGGAACGCAAACGAGCACUGGAGGCAGAGCGUCAGGCUCGUGUAGAGGAACUGUUGUUGAAACGAAGGGAACAGGAGGCGCGAAUUGAACAACAACGACAAGAGAAAGAGAGAGCAAGAGAAGACGCUGCUCGUGAAAGGGCCAGGGAGCGGGAGGAGAGAUUGGCAGCACUCAGUGCAGCACAACAAGAAGCUAUGGAGGAACUGCAGAAAAAAAUACAGAUGAAGCAUGAUGAAAGCAGUCGGAGGCACAUGGAGCAGAUAGAACAACGAAAAGAAAAAGCAGCUGAGCUCAGCAGUGGGAGACACGCUAAUACUGACUACGCCCCCAAACUAAUUCCUUAUGAACGGAAAAAGCACUGUUCACUCUGCAAUGUGUUGAUAACUUCUGAGGUCUACCUCUUCAGCCACAUCAAGGGAAGAAAACACCAGCAAGCUGUACGGGAGAACAGCAGCAUCCAGGGACGAGAGUUGUCAGAUGAAGAAGUGGAACAUCUGUCCUGCAAGAAAUACAUUCUGGAUGUUGUGACCGAGACCUGUGUCCAUCCAGAUGGAUUGAAGGAUGCAGAGGAGAAGCAAAAAAUCAGGAAGAAGGCCAAGAAACUUCGCGCUCGCAUGAACUCCAGGGGGAAAGAGUAUGAAAGCUCACUGGAAGCCAAAGCUCAGAUCCCAGAUUCUCCCUUCAAAGCAAAACUGCAGAGGUUGGUGAAAGAUCUUCUGAAGCAGCAGCAAGGACAGGAUAGUGGGCCGUGGGCAAACAACAAGGUGUCAUCUCUUGACAGAACACUGGGGGAGAUCAUCCGUAUUCUGGAGAAGCAGAACAGUGCAGAUCAGAUUGGAUUCCAGGUUGGUGGAGGUCUUACUGCCCUGGAGCAGAUCCUUCACGUUGUGAAUGCUGUUUCCAGUCCUAACAUUGCUCCUCGGAUUCCAGUCAAAUCCCUGUGCAAUGUGAUUCACGCGUACUGCUUUGCCUGCAAUGGCUGCUAUGACAACUGCUACUAUGUUCUGUUCAGUAACAAGAUCACCUUCUUAAUUGAACUGCUGAUGCAUCAGUUAACGCUUUUUGUCCCUGCUGAUGAUGAUGCCAUCUUUGGAAGAAGUGUGAACAAGCAGGUGUUUGAUGGGCUGACCACAGGACUGCUGCAGACCUGCGCCACAGUGCUUGGUUGCCUGGCCAACAAUCAGACCAACAGCCACCUAGGGUCACCAAAGAAAUCGGGGCAAGAAGUGAAAAAUAAUCUUUUGCAUAGUGAACUCUACCACAGCAGGAUACAGGAUCUUAUCAGCUACGUGGUGUAUACUGGACUCACUGACAAGUUGUAUGGCUGCUUCCUCUCCAUACAAGGGCCUGUCGACGAACAACCUAAAAUUGCCUCCUUCCUGCAGAAUGUUACAGCCCUGUUGCACAGUAUGUGUCGUCUUUGCUUCGCUAUUGUCAAUCGAUCGCACAACAUAUUUGAGAACAAGAGGCACGACCCAACUGGACUAACGGCGGUGCUGCAGUCUACGGAGCUGGUGGGCGUUCUCAACAUGCUUUACUGCAUCCUCCUCCAUGGUACAGUCCCUGACCACAACAACUCCCCACCGGCUGAAAUCUACCCUCAACACACUAUUCAUGUCGCCAUCCAGAGUCUUCGCUUCCUGAACAGCUUUGCAUUUUUGGAUCUUCCCACUUUUCAGGCUGUGUGCGGUGCAGAAGGCCUCUCCCUGGCAUUCCGCCACAUUGUUAGUUCACUGCUGUGGUAUUGCUACCAUCAAACCAGUGAGGACCUGCUGCAUGAAGUCAUCGUCUGCGUGGGGUAUUUCACCAUAAACCACCCCGACAAUCAGGUGACAGUCCAGUCAGGUCGGCAUCCUACGGUGCUGCAGAAGCUUUGCCAGCUGCCUUUCCAAUACUUCAGUGACCAGCGCCUGAUCAAAGUCCUGUUCCCAACACUGAUCACAGCUUGUUACAACAACCAGCAGAACAAGGUCAUCCUGGAGCAGGAGAUGAGCUGCAUUCUGCUGGCCACCUUUAUCCAGGAUUUUUCUCAGAGUUCGAGUCAGACGGACAAUAAGACUUCUCACCAGACAGUCGGAGUUCCUGGAGGUCAAGACUACCUUGAGUUCUCCAACCGGUUUCCCCGUGAGAUGUGGGAAGAUGCCCGAAAAUUCUUCCUGCAGAAAGAGGCAAUUUGCUAAGGGGGGGGGAUGGAUGUUCAACGCUAAAAAAAAAGUUGAUUUAACAGUUAGUCUUGUAACUCAUUCACUGAUAUUAUGUUUCAGAACAUACUCGUAUGAUUUGCACAAAUUGUACAUAGUACCUGUUGUAUAUAAGAUCUUCACUGUAAUCACUUUUUGACAAUUUUUUAAGUGAGCCUUUCUAGCUUAUGUGCAUAGAGAAUAAUCCAUUUUGUUUUUUGUUUGUUAGGAUGAUACUGCAGUCCCUUUGGGAUUUGCAUAAAUUAAUUUUAUUUAUUAGAAGUCGGCUGGUGGCUCAAAUUCACUGAUGACACAAUAAAAUUAUUUAUUUUUCAUCUGCA
Messenger RNA from Amblyraja radiata (thorny skate), 4994 nucleotides. RefSeq names its product S-phase cyclin A-associated protein in the ER (gene scaper). The transcript has 31 exons. NCBI's taxonomy places the organism in Eukaryota, Metazoa, Chordata, Chondrichthyes, Rajiformes, Rajidae. The coding region runs from base 166 to 4653 and encodes 1495 amino acids. The record is from RefSeq and is a predicted model, not a curated record. Gene Ontology annotation, molecular function: nucleic acid binding; zinc ion binding.